Sphaeramia orbicularis (orbiculate cardinalfish) is the source of this 3539-nucleotide messenger RNA. It is a transcript of the gene aars1, whose product is annotated as alanyl-tRNA synthetase 1. Gene Ontology annotation, molecular function: alanine-tRNA ligase activity; aminoacyl-tRNA deacylase activity; nucleic acid binding. The transcript has 20 exons. The record is from RefSeq and is a predicted model, not a curated record. Bases 108 to 3008 code for a protein of 966 amino acids. Gene Ontology annotation, biological process: alanyl-tRNA aminoacylation. Gene Ontology annotation, cellular component: mitochondrion; cytoplasm. Lineage: Eukaryota; Metazoa; Chordata; Actinopteri; Kurtiformes; Apogonidae.
ACUGCGUCGGCUCUUUCCUUCUGGUCGAGCAGCGUGGGCUUAAGCAGUGUGUUUGGGAGCCUUAACUGAUUCAUUCUGCGAGAAUAGCGACUUCUAGCUGAUUCAGAAUGGACUCUUCUUUGAGUGCAGCCCAAAUCCGCGAGAAGUUCAUCGACUUCUUCCGCCGCUAUGAGCACCAAUACGUCCACUCGUCAUCCACCAUCCCACUGGACGACCCCACGCUGCUUUUUGCAAACGCCGGCAUGAACCAGUUCAAGCCCAUCUUCCUCAACACCAUCGAUCCGUCCCACCCGAUGGCCAGGCUCCGUCGUGCUGCUAACACCCAGAAGUGCAUACGCGCAGGUGGAAAACACAAUGAUCUGGAUGAUGUUGGUAAAGAUGUCUACCACCACACCUUCUUCGAGAUGCUGGGGUCCUGGUCCUUUGGGGACUACUUUAAGCAUCUCGCCUGUAAAAUGGCCCUGGAGCUUUUGACUCAGGAGUUUGGGAUUCCCAUCGAACGUCUGUAUGUCACGUACUUUGGCGGAAGCGCUGAGGCAGGCCUCGAGCCCGACCUGGAGUGCAAACAAAUCUGGAUUGACCUUGGGGUGGAGGAGGCUCGCAUCCUUCCAGGCAGCAUGAAGGAUAACUUCUGGGAGAUGGGAGACACGGGACCCUGUGGCCCCUGCAGCGAGAUCCACUACGACCGCAUCGGAGGAAGAGACGCCUCGCACCUGGUGAACAUGGACGACCCCAACGUCCUGGAGAUCUGGAACCUGGUGUUCAUCCAGUUCAACAGAGAGUCUGAGACGGAGUUGAAGCCUCUGCCUAAGAAGAGCAUCGACACAGGGAUGGGUCUGGAGCGACUGGUGUCAGUGCUGCAGAAUAAAAUGUCCAACUACGACACCGACCUGUUCGUCCCGUACUUCGAAGCUAUUCAGAAGGGAACAGGUGCACGUCCUUACACAGGUAAAGUGGGCGCUGAGGACGCUGAUGGCAUCGACAUGGCCUACCGUGUCCUGGCCGACCACGCUCGCACUAUCACCAUCGCCCUGUCAGACGGAGGUCGGCCCGACAACACAGGAAGAGGAUACGUGCUGAGGAGGAUCCUCCGCCGUGCGGUCCGUUAUUCUCACGAGAAGCUCGGAGCUCAGAAAGGCUUUUUUGCGUCUCUGGUGGAUGUGGUGGUUGAGUCCCUGGGCAAUGCAUUCCCAGAGUUAAAGAAAGACCCAGAAAUGGUGAAGGACGUAAUUAAUGAGGAGGAAGCGCAGUUCCUGAAAACCCUCAGCAGGGGGCGACGUAUCCUCGAUAGAAAGAUCAUGAGUCUGGGCGACAUUAAGACCAUCCCAGGUGACACAGCCUGGCUGUUGUACGACACAUACGGUUUCCCUCUGGACCUCACCUCCCUCAUCGCUGAGGAGAAGGGCAUGGUGGUGGAUCUGGCCGCCUUCGAGGACGAGAAGAAGGCAGCGCAGUUGAAGUCCCAGGGGAAAGGCGCCGGAGACGAGGACCACAUCAUGUUGGACAUCUACGCCAUCGAAGAGUUGAGAAACAAGAAGGUUCCGGCCACAGACGACUCUCCCAAAUACAAAUACACAUCGGACGACAGCGGCAGCUACGUGUUCGAACCGGCCACUGCCACCGUACUCGCCCUCCGCCGUGACCGCGCCUUCUGCGAUGAGGUCACUACGGGUCAGGAGUGUGGCGUUCUGCUCGACCAGACGACGUUCUACGCCGAGCAGGGAGGACAGACAUUCGAUGAGGGCUACAUGCUCCGAGAGGACGACAGCACAGAGGACCGGAUGGAGUUCACAGUGAAGAACACACAAGUCAGAGGAGGCUAUGUUCUCCAUGUAGGAACCGUCUACGGAACACUGAGAGUCGGAGACAAAGUCAACCUACAUGUAGACGAGGCUCGUCGCCGGCCCAUCAUGAGUAACCACACCGCCACACACAUCCUCAACUUCGCCUUAAGGGGGGUUUUGGGCGAAGCCGACCAGAGGGGCUCCCUGGUUGCACCCGAUCGUCUACGCUUCGACUUCACCGCCAAAGGCGCCCUGAGCACCGGGGACGUCCGACGCACCGAGGAGAUCGCAUGUGCAAUGAUUAAAGACGCCAAGGCCGUUUACGCCAUGGAAGCCCCUCUGGCAGAAGCCAAGGCCAUUCAGGGUCUGCGCGCCGUGUUCGAUGAGACCUACCCCGACCCGGUCCGAGUCGUCUCCAUCGGGAUCCCGGUUCAGGACCUGCUGGACGACCCAAACAGUGCUGCCGGUUCCCUGACCUCUAUUGAGUUCUGUGGAGGAACCCAUCUGCAGAACUCAGGUCAUGCUGCGCCGUUUGUCAUCGUCUCCGAGGAGGCCAUCGCUAAGGGCAUCCGCCGCAUCGUCGCCGUGACAGGAACCGAAGCCCAGAAGGCUCAGAGGAAAGCCGACGCCCUGCGACAGUCUCUUGCUGCUCUGGGAGAAAAGGUGAAACAGCAGACGGCCCCGAACAAGGACAUGCAGAAAGAGAUCGCAGACAUGACCGAGUCCAUAGGAACAGCAGUGAUCUCCCAGUGGCAGAAGGACGAGAUGAGGGAAACCCUGAAGGGCCUGAAGAAGACCAUGGACGACCUGGACCGCAACUACAAGGCCGACAUCCAGAAGAGAGUCCUGGACAAGACCCGGGAGGUGAUCGACAGCAGCCCCAACCAGACGCUGUUGGUCAUGGAGAUGGAGACCGGAGCGUCGGCAAAGGCUCUGAAUGAGUCUCUGAAGCUGCUGAAGACCAACUCUCCUCAGACCGCCGCCAUGUUGUUCACCGUGGACCCGGACGCCGGAAAGAUCACCUGCCUCUGCCAAGUCCCACAGGAUCUGGCCAACCAGGGUCUGAAGGCCAGUGAGUGGGUCCAGGAGCUGUGUCCUCUGCUGGACGGUAAAGGAGGAGGUAAAGACAUGUCUGCCCAGGCCACGGGGAGGAACACUCAGUGCAUCCAGGAGGCGCUGGAGGUGGCCACCACGUUCGCACGCCUCAAACUGGGGGAGAACUAAGACGAGGAGGAGGAGGAGGGAACAUGAGGGGGGUCCAGGUGGGAGGACAGACGCUCGCGGUGGGUUUUUUAUUCGUGCGUCACAUCCUCCUCCGUCGCUCCCUCUGCUCGUUUCUCCUCCAGGUCUGAAAUCGAACUGUGACGAUCAGCGCGAAAAAACAAAACCACUAUUUAUUAGGAAAACGUACGAUGAGUUCAAUCCAGGAAAAUUCAUGUGCGCAAACUAAACACGCUUGAAUAUUAUCAGCAGAUCCAGACGGACGCUGAGGGGUUCCUCUGGGGUCUGACCUUUAGAUUUUGCGGCUGCAUGUCUGCGUUCAGAGGGAAAGAAAAGGGACGUCCUGUCAGCGGCAGCGAACGCCUGAGCUCUAAAAUUGGUCUUUAUUCUGUGGCCGUUUCUAUUCAGUUCUUCAUCUCUUCGUCCGGGGGCGUCAAACUCAUCGUAGAUCAGGGUCUACGUUCAGACCAGUACGACCUAAAGGGGGUCAGACCAGGAAAGUAAUAACAGAAGAACCUAUAAAUACUGACAGCU